AUGUCCUUUGCUUAUAAAAUUGUAAAAUUUCCUUCAUGUUUGACCACUCUACAUUACGGAGAAUACUCAGAACUUCAAACCUCUUCAAUGGCGAACCCCUUAGAUCUGAAAAAACAUGGCAAAAUUUGCAAUGAAGCAUCUCAAAUAGCAGUAGUAAUAGUGCCAUAUUUAGAACAAGGACAUCUCAAUCCCCUCCUCAAUCUCUCAGGUCUCCUCUCAUCUUACAACAUUCCCAUAUAUUUCCUAGGCACUAGCACUAGUAAUCGACAAGCAAAGUUUCGAGUAUGUGGUUGGGACAUUCUUGAUUUUCCGACCAUCCAAUUUCAUGACCUUGUACCUUCUAGUUCUUCCUCUACUCUUACGAACUCCUCUGGUGAGUCAAUAAUGGAGAAAAUAGGCUCACUUUUCACAUCCAUUUUGCUACUUCGUGAGCCUAUUCGUCAUUUUUUGCGAGAAAUCUCAAGCACAUAUAGAAGGACAGUGGUCAUUAAUGACUCAGGUAUGUCAUGGGUUGUUCAAGAUGCAGUUUCAUUGCCCAAAACAGAAUGUUACUGUUUUCACUCAAUUUCUGUUUUCACUGCUCUGUCAUUCGCCUGGGAAACAACAAGAAAGCCAAUUCCAUCUCCAGUGGCUGAAAUAAUAGCAGAGCUUCCUCCGAGGGAAAACACUUUUGAUUCAGAAACUUUGGAAUACAUAAAGCUGCAGCGUGAGGCAAGAGAUUUUUAUUCUAUUGGUCUUCAUAAUUCUUGCAAAGAAAUAGAAGGUGUUUUUAUUGAUUUGCUAGAAAAACAAAGAGAAAACAAGCAAUGGGCAAUUGGUCCACUAAAUCCAGUGGAAAUAUCUAAGAAAAAAGCUGGAUUGGAUAAAAAAGAUGACUUAUUUUCAUGGCUUGAUAAACAAGAUUUGAAUUCAGUGAUUUAUGUUUCAUUUGGGUCCACAACUACACUAUCAAAUGAACAAAUCAAAGAGCUGGCACUUGGUUUAGAACAAAGUGGACAAAAGUUCAUAUGGGUUCUAAGAGAAGCAGAUAAAAAAGGGGGUGACAAUGUCAAAAAAGGAAGUAACUUUGAGUUACCAAAAGGGUAUGAAGAGAGAAUAAAAGGAAAAGGGUAUAUAGAAAAAUAUUGGGCACCCCAAUUGGAAAUCUUGGCACAUCCAUCAAUUGGUGGAUUUAUGAGUCAUUGCGGGUGGAAUUCUUGUAUUGAGAGCAUUUCAAUGGGAGUUCCAAUAGCUGCUUGGCCGAUACAUUCGGAUCAGCCAAGAAACACUGUGCUGAUAACAAAGGUACUGAAAAUUGGCAUCGUUGUGAGAGAUUGGGAAAAUAGGCAUGAAUUAGUGAGUGCUGAGAAAAUUGAAAAUGCAGUGAGGGAUUUGAUGGGUUCGGCCGAAGGAGAGGAGCUGAGGCGGAGAGUGAAAGAGUUGAGUGGCGCUGUGAAGAAAUCAGUUAUAAAUGGCGCCAGUCGUAAGGAAAUGGAUUCCUUUGUUGCUCAUAUUACCAGAUAAAUUUACCUUUGCGUUUGAAAAUAUUAUGGAAAUGAAAACUAACAGGACAAGUUUAGGGGACUGCCUAUGUAUUUGGCAAUAUGUAUUUCUAAAUCAAAGGA
Messenger RNA from Nicotiana tabacum (common tobacco), 1604 nucleotides. The record is from RefSeq and is a predicted model, not a curated record. Lineage: Eukaryota; Viridiplantae; Streptophyta; Magnoliopsida; Solanales; Solanaceae.